AAAUCCGGAUGUGGACCUUGCCAGAGACGGCCCAGACCUACAGGCGUGAAGAAGAAGACCAGGAAAUAACAGCAGGAAUAAUUAAGAAAUGCCCUCGUCGCAGAAGACAUGGUUGUUCUUAGCUGGCUUUAUAUCAAGCAUCGGAUCGUUCGCAAUCAUAUGUACAUGCUUAGGGACUCAGCAAUGGGCUACCAGCAUUGUCCAGUUCACAGGAGUGAAUUAUGGAGGAGAAGCCUACGUCAAACUUGGACUUUUCGUUGUCAGGCGCAAUAAGACUAUCACAAGCGGCACAGGACUACAAACUGAAGAGAGCUCCAAACAAGUGUUUGACCAAUUAAAGGAAACAAACAACGUGAAGAUCGCCCACAUCAUCGUCAUUCUUUUCUGUGUGCUCGCACUUGCUUGCUGUUUUAUGGGAUCACUGACUACCUGCUUGAAUAGUGUCAGCAAUCCUUACAUAACCUUCUUGGGUCCCCAGGGUGUCUAUGUGUGGAGUUCUAUAAACGCGAUCCUUAUACUCCUUGCCAUGAUUGUGUAUGCAGUAAAUAUAGAAGUGAACAAAAUGCCGAAGAGUUUGGUUAAAGCAAUGGACACCACAAAUGAUGAAUUUGGGACUAGUAAGAAUACAUACGGAUACUCAUACUGGCUCCUGCUCCUUAGUAUCUUCCUGAACAUGACCACAAUAGGGAUUAUCUUCUUUUACCAGAAAAUCAGGUAUAGCAAACAGAAAGAACAGGAGAGACCGAUGGAGACUGCAACUAAAGAUUCCAUCUUAUUCUGAGACUGGGACCCCACACUGUGCAAGCUAGUGCUUAUUACGCUGCCACCACCAACCGCUCACAAUAAACCAGCGGGACCUUCUGGGAAAAAAUGCUGCUUCUGUGCUCAUUGAAUACUCUUAUAACACCAUUAUUAUUACAUGGCUGGGAAUGAAGAGG
Rana temporaria (common frog) is the source of this 938-nucleotide messenger RNA. It is a transcript of the gene CLRN3, whose product is annotated as clarin 3. The coding region runs from base 89 to 781 and encodes 230 amino acids. The record is from RefSeq and is a predicted model, not a curated record. The transcript is spliced from 3 exons. Lineage: Eukaryota; Metazoa; Chordata; Amphibia; Anura; Ranidae.